AUGGUACAUGGCCUUGUCACAAACACACAGAGAUAUAUUGUCUACUUGAGAAAAAAAGCACCACCAUUCUUUUGGAAAGACUUGAUGUUGGAUAGUGGCCCUGACCCCUAUCUCUACUUCGUGUUUGAGUUGCAGCAGGCUAAUGUUGUGGGUAAAGAUCUGAGUGGAACAUCAGAGUUGUUGGAGUUGCAACAGGCUAGAGUUUCUAAUGUUGUGGGCAAAGAACAUCUCCAGGCAGCCAUCAAGAAAUAUCAACUGUUCUUCAACCUCAAUGCUACAGGGAUACUCAACUCUGCAACAGUGCACCACCUGAUCCAACCAAGAUGCGGCGUAAGAAACUUUAUCAAAGCCCCAAGCUCGGCGAAAUUCCACCGGAAUAUUAAUGUUAUCGGCAACUCAAUUUCAAUGAUCUGUAAGCUCAGUGGUGCUCGCUGGCCAGCAUCAAGAAGGAACCUCUUGUACAAGAUCUGGAGGACAGCCGACCUGCCAUAUCCUAUAGAAGAUCUGAGACCACUGUUUUGUGUAGCAUUUGAAACAUGGGCCGCUGUCUCGCCAUUCGAGUUCGUAGAGAUGUUAUUGAGAACGGCCAAUCUGCACACUGUGUUCUACAGAGGGAAGCAUGAAAGUUGUCCGAUGGCAUUUGAUGGUCGUGGUGGAUCGCUGGCGCACUCAUUCGAUCCGCCAAUUGGGAUCACUCACUACGACGCAGAUGAUUUAUGGGAGAUCAACCCUCAGAAAUUGGCAGAAACAGAGGGAUCGAGUGACCUGCAGUCAGUAGCCCUUCAUGAGAUCGGCCAUCUGUUGGGGUUGGAUCAUAGUUCAGUUCCUGAAGCAGUCAUGUAUCCUUCCCUGAAACCUCAGACAAGGAAGGUGGAGCUUCAUGCGGAUGAUAUUGCAAGCAUCAAGGCACUGUAUCCUGACGGCUGA
Molecule: messenger RNA, 927 nt
Organism: Nymphaea colorata (pocket water lily)
Lineage: Eukaryota; Viridiplantae; Streptophyta; Magnoliopsida; Nymphaeales; Nymphaeaceae
Product: metalloendoproteinase 2-MMP-like
Exons: 4
Coding region: 1-927 (308 amino acids)
Biological process (GO): extracellular matrix organization; proteolysis; collagen catabolic process
Cellular component (GO): extracellular matrix
Molecular function (GO): metalloendopeptidase activity; zinc ion binding
Source: RefSeq, a predicted model, not a curated record